UACUUUCCCCUACUUCUUCCUCAACCCCCCACCACACACACACACACACAAAAAAAAAAAAAAACAUCCAUCUGUCUGUAUUAAAGAAACCCCAAUUUAGAUCUGAUUUGUAUUCAAUCAAUAUUAAUUUCCGGCAGUUUUCAGUUUUCUCAGUCGCCGUGAAAUUAACAAAAAAAAUGUCAGGGGUGAAAAGUGUAAUUUGGGUAUACUUGAUGGGCCUGUUUUGGAUGAGUUUAGAAGUGCAGGGGCUGGGGGUAAACUGGGGAACUAUGGCGACUCAUAAGAUGGAUCCGAAAACGGUGGUGCAGAUGAUGAAAGAUAACGGGAUAAAUAAAGUGAAGCUGUUUGAAGCCGAGCCGUCGACUAUGAGCGCGCUAGCCGGCUCCGGGAUUGAAGUUAUGAUUGCUAUACCGAAUGAUAUGCUACUGGAUAUGAAUGAUUAUAGCCGAGCUAAGAAGUUUGUUCAACGGAAUAUUACUCGGUAUAAUUUUAACGGCGGUGUUGAUAUCAAAUAUGUUGCUGUUGGCAAUGAGCCAUUUCUUAAAACAUAUAAUGGGUCAUUUUCCAAAACAACCUUCCCAGCACUCCAAAAUAUCCAAAAUGCCAUUAAUGAGGCCGGGUAUGGCGACAAGAUCAAAGCAACAGUACCCUCAAACGCGGAUGUUUACGGUUCCCCAGACGACAACCCGGUCCCAUCCGCGGGCCGCUUCCGGCCCGACAUAAACGACCAAAUGGUCGAGAUGGUCCAGUUCCUAGCCAAAAAUAACGCACCCUUCACCGUUAACAUAUACCCCUUCUUAAGUCUUUACGGAAACGAACACUUCCCGGUCGAUUUCGCCUUCUUUGACGGUGCACCACAACCCGUGGUCGAUAACGGGAUACAAUACACCAACGUGUUCGACGCCAAUUACGACACGUUAGUGUCGGCGUUAAAGGCGGCAGGUCACGCUGACAUGCCGAUUAUUGUCGGGGAGGUCGGGUGGCCGACUGACGGUGAUAAAAACGCCAAUAUUAAUAUGGCGUAUCGGUUCUAUAACGGGCUUUUACCCCGCCUCGCCGCCAACAAAGGGACCCCGCUUCGGCCCGGGGCAAUAGAAGUUUACCUUUUCGGGCUCAUUGAUGAGGAUGCAAAAAGCAUCGCCCCGGGCAGCUUCGAACGGCAUUGGGGUAUUUUUAGAUACGACGGGCAGCCCAAGUUUGGGAUGGAUAUUUCGGGUCGGGGGCAAAACUCUCUUUUGGUACCGGCCCAGAACGUGCGUUAUUUAGAGAAACAGUGGUGCGAGUUUAACCCGGAUGCAAAAGAUUUGAGCAAACUUGGGGAAAACAUUAACUACGCUUGUACUUUUGCUGAUUGUACACCGCUCGGGUAUGGUUCUUCGUGUAACGGGUUGGAUGCAAAUGCGAAUGCUUCGUACGCGUUUAAUGCGUAUUUUCAGGCGCAAAAUCAAAACGAAGCGGCGUGUAUGUUUCAAGGUUUGGCUAGGAUCACGACGGAUAAUAUCUCGACCCCGACUUGCAGUUUUAAUAUCCAGAUAGUCGGGACAUACUCGUCGUCGGCUUCGCGUGCAUCGGUUUACCUUUUCGUAUACGCGAUGAUUGUUGUGGUUUUCUUGUUAUAGAAUUUAUUUUUCGUGUGGAUACAUAAAUUAUUUCUCAAUUUCAUUGUCGGUUUACGGAUCGACGAUUUUGUGACAUAAAACUGUUGUUAUAACGAAUGACGGUUUCAUUGUUGUUAAAUUGACGAUUUAGGGCAUUA
This is a messenger RNA of Helianthus annuus (common sunflower), 1756 nucleotides long. RefSeq names its product glucan endo-1,3-beta-glucosidase 8. The coding region runs from base 177 to 1619 and encodes 480 amino acids. Gene Ontology annotation, molecular function: hydrolase activity, hydrolyzing O-glycosyl compounds. The transcript has 2 exons. The record is from RefSeq and is a predicted model, not a curated record. Gene Ontology annotation, biological process: carbohydrate metabolic process. Gene Ontology annotation, cellular component: plasma membrane. Lineage: Eukaryota; Viridiplantae; Streptophyta; Magnoliopsida; Asterales; Asteraceae.